Molecule: messenger RNA, 1420 nt
Organism: Prunus avium (sweet cherry)
Lineage: Eukaryota; Viridiplantae; Streptophyta; Magnoliopsida; Rosales; Rosaceae
Product: FAM50A-like protein
Source: RefSeq, a predicted model, not a curated record
CACCUCUUGGAAUCUAUUCAUCCAAAAAAAUCCUCUCCGAACCCAAUAUCUUCCAAGGGACCAAGAAUCAAACGUGGGCUCAUCAGCUAUAGCACUCUCCCUCCCUUAUGCGCCCUCGAUUGCUCGUCUGCUGUCGGCGGUCAGGUACUGCUCUGUAGCAGCGACGUCUUCUAUCAGGAGUUCCUGACUAAAAAUUAUACAGAACAUACAUGAAAGACUGUUUUCGGCCUGAAACGUGUGCAAGAGAGACUGUUGUGGACACUCUGUAGUCGUUUGACGUUCAUAUCUGCCAACAUUGGAUUGAAGGCUUAAGAGGCUAAGAAUGGAAUGGAGCUGCCAACAUUGGAUUUAAAGAUGUAGCAAGUCAUGUUCCCUUUGUUCACCAUUCAAGUGGUUGCGUAAUUGAAGCGAGCUAUCAUCUCUUAGUUGUGAGCGAAUUUUUAGUGGCAGGCAAAGAUAUGAAUGCUGCUCAAACACAAGAUAGUUUUAUAAUGAAGCCUAUUGAUCAAAGAGAGCGCACCAGAAGUCGUAAUGAUGUUCUGACUCGUCGCCUGAAGAACCGAGAACGACAACGUAGGUAUAGGGCCCGGAAGCGCCUUGAAGCAGAUAUGAAGAAGCCUAGCAUCAUAAAGCAAGCAACUCCACCACAAGUAGAAGUGCAAAUGAAUGGAUUUGUUAGCAAUUAUGUACCCCGUGUGCACUGUAAACGAGAUUGGAAAAAGGAUGCAAGGAGGGCUCGUGUUUCUGAGUAUCCUGAAGUUACACCUAAUGGUUGUGCUGUCCUUACUCCUAUGUCAACCAGUGAGAGUCAAACUGUGUUAUUAUCUGGAACUACGGCUGAGCCACUAUUAGAUAGUGAAACCCAUUCUGAGAUAUCUGUGAACCAGAAUAACUUUGAAAUGCAAAGACCCAAACUGUGUCGAAGAGAUUGGAAAGCUGAUGCAAGGAAGAAGAAAAACUAAAGCCGAUGGAAGAUAACUCCGAACUGUUCCAUUUUGAUGGGAUGGUAACUUUAUGCAUAUUGGGCAGAUGACUCCUAACUGUUCUGUUUUGAUGGUAUGGAGUUGGUAUUUUCUGUCUACACUUUCAACUUGUGCUCUUUACUGAUGUAUAAGGGAUGAGGAAAUAUGCAGCUAAGGUCUAAGUUGGUUAAGUAUUGGAUUUUGCAUAUGCGGAAGUCUAACAAUGACGGGAAAGGAAUCUUGGACAUUGAUACUGUUUUGGUUAGAAAAUCAGGUAAGUGGUUGAACUUGUUGUAAUGUAUGAUUACUGUCCACAAAGUAUAUAAAGACUGACACAAGAUGUUUCAUCUGUAAGGAGUGGGAUUUGAAUGUUUGCUUUUUUAAAAGCAAUGUAUCUUGGAUUGCAUCUGAAAUUUGUUUGACAUGAAUCUUAUCUAUGCAUGUGUUCAUAUUGAGUA